This is a messenger RNA of Phytophthora sojae, 906 nucleotides long. RefSeq lists its product as hypothetical. The record is from RefSeq and is a predicted model, not a curated record. The annotation marks the transcript as partial. The transcript has a single exon. Gene Ontology annotation, molecular function: DNA-binding transcription factor activity. Lineage: Eukaryota; Oomycota; Peronosporomycetes; Peronosporales; Peronosporaceae.
AGUCUCGACACAAUGGCCGCCACGCCGCUCAGCGUCGACGACAUGCUCAUGGGCGAGAUCCUCAUGUCGCUCAAGCGCGACAGCCCCCGCCUCAACGACUCGGCCAACAGCAUCAAGCUCGAGCCGCAGUACCGCAGCAAGAUGCGCGGCCUGAGCGUGGAGGUGUCUCUGCCCGCCGGCCCGUCCGGGGCCUCGAGCCCCGCCGACGUCUUCAACUUCGACGCCUUCAGCGCCGUGAGCCCCAUGGCCUUCAAGCUGCCGCUGCACCCUGCGGCUGCAUCAGCUGCAGCGUCUCCGUCGCCUCGCAGCGUGACGCCGCGCGGCGGCAACAAGCGCUACGGGCCCGUGGUGCAGCUCGAGGACCUGCGCGAGUGCUUCAACAUGCCCAUCGCCGCCGUGGCGCGCAAGUUCGGCAUCUGCGCCACGCUGCUCAAGAAGAUCUGCCGCCGCCACGGCAUCCAGCGCUGGCCGCACCGCCAGAUCCGCAGCCUGCAGAAGAGCAUCGACAUGCUGCGAGAGUCGCUGAGCGUGGCCAAGGGCAGCAACAAGGAGUACAUCGCCAAGAAGAUCGCGGCCUUCGAGUACACGCUCGAGUGCAUCAUGCAGGACCCCAACACGGCGGCCAAGGGCAUCUCGGCCGGGCGGCUGGCCUCCCCCGCCACGGAGGAGAUGGUCAAGCGCGGCAACCGAGCCAAGGGCCGCAAGAAGACGCCGGCGGCAAUGGCUAAGACCGCACUUUCGGACGAUGAAGAGGCCGCGAGUGGUGCGGCGACCGCUGCUGCUGUGUCGCCCAUUGCGGCUCCACAGGAUUGGACGACGGAUGGGGGUGAGCGUGGGCCUGACGCUCAGCGUCUCAACACUCGUCGAGCGAGUGUACCCAUGUCGCUGCAGUCCAUUCUGUGCUGA